AUGUUUCUUUGGAAAAACGAGCCAUGGUAUAGGCAACAAGUACUGUUGCUUGUACCUUUUGUUUUGGAAGAUGAAUUGAAAGUAGAAGGUGAUAACUGGAAAACUGUUUAUGAUAGACAAAAUGUAGCUCACAUUAAGAAGACAUGGUGUUUUAAUAACGUUAAUGUUGAACCUGGAGAAGCAGAAGAAAUUGAAAUGUUGUGUGAAAAUGAUGAAAGAAAUGGAGAUUGGAUGAUUGCAUCUCGCCUAUGUGCUAGUUCUAUGGUUCAACCAGUUGAACUGGGAUCUAAGAAAGUGGAUGUGAAUCAUGAUUGGCAUAGUAGUGCUUCAAAAUAUGAGUCAUUUGGUAAUUUUAAUUUUUUCAAGAACUUCAUUGAAAAUGAAAAAAAGAAAGAUGAUGUUGGUCCUGUUGUCAAUGACAUGCCAGAUGUAAUUUUCUCUGCCGAACAAAAUGUAAAAAUGUUUCUGGGAGAACAAAUUAAAGCUAUAAAUAAUUGUAAUGAACAGACAGGUCUUCAUAGAAGAGUGUUGGUGCAAGGCAAAGCUGGCACUGGUAAAAGUUUAUUGAGAAAGUUUUUAGUAAACAUAUUACAGAAAGAGUUUGGACAGGAUUACAAGUAAGUAAACUAAACCUUUUUAAAAUCUUUAUUCUAUCAUGGUUCACUAUAAGUAUUUUA
This is a messenger RNA of Frankliniella occidentalis (western flower thrips), 677 nucleotides long. RefSeq lists its product as uncharacterized. The transcript is spliced from 3 exons. Bases 1 to 621 code for a protein of 206 amino acids. The record is from RefSeq and is a predicted model, not a curated record. Lineage: Eukaryota; Metazoa; Arthropoda; Insecta; Thysanoptera; Thripidae.